ACGUUGUCACGGAAAGAAAAAAACAUCGAACCAUCAUCACGCCAGAUCCUCCAACAUCCUUGUACCCUCUCUCGCUACGUCUCGCACCUCACGCAACCCUCAGCCCACCGCUCUGACCAUUCACAACCAAAAUACCUUCCCGCAAAAGGCCCAACAGCUUCCCAUUCCCCCCACCCCGCUCCGCCUAGCCAAUACUUACUCACGCAAGUGUUCGAUUCUGUCAGGCCAUUUCACCGUGUGCGCUUGCAGUUCCUGCGUGAUCCUGCUAUACUAUCUGGCUGACGGUCUCCUCAUCUUGAAAUCCGUUUCUUGCUUUCCCCUCAAAAGAACCCCUAUCCGUUCAGGAUGGAGCAACAACAAGCACUCGAUUACAAUUCCUGCGCGCAGUUUCUGGCCAGACUGGACGCUGACGCACAACCCGAACCUCACCACAACAGCUUGACCUCAUCGGACUCUCCCGUGGGUGAUUCUUCAGGUAUCUCGCCUUUCAACUCGGCUUCUCCUCCCGGCCUUUCUUCGGGCUCAGUGACAUCACAUUCUCCCGAGUCCCUUCGGUUCGAGUGGGACCCUACCGAUACCUCUGCGUUUUUCGAAAACAUCAGUGGCGCUGCCGGCAUUCUUCCAGACGGUGGUACCUGGGAUCCGUUGAUACUUCCUGAGCAAGUUGGCGUUUCCCCCAUGAGCGACUACAUCAAGGUCGAGAACGAGCAGUCCCCAGUCGGUUAUUUUGGAGAAUCCGGGGAUCCUCAGGGAACGAUUUCUCCUGGCAGGUCUUUGCUUGAUCCAACUGCACAGACUGCAUUCGAGGGAGGCCCUUAUUCCUUCCCGAAGGACGGUGACGCACUGUUCAACUUCGCUGCAUACAACAACCAACCUCCUUCCAGGCAAGACUCGGGCGACUUUUCUCCCAUGAUGUGGAGGACUCAGACACAGCAACGAGAUGACUUCCAGUCUCAGACUCCGGAAUGGCAGCAACAAAUUCCGCAACCACAACAGCAGCAACCGCAGCAGAUGCGGCCACACCAACUCCCUCCAACCCCCCAGCACCAACAACAGCAACAACAGCAACAACAACAGCAACAACAACAGACCUCUCAACGACAGUCCCCCCUCCAUCAGAGUGUUUCACCCCCUCACUCUGCCAGCAGUCCCGACUCUCGGGAUGGAUCCGUUAGCGAUGAUGGUGCCCCUAUCGCACCUCGGACCAAGAAGCGAAAAACGAGUUCCGAGGAGGGCACCGAAGGCCAGCAGUCGGCUACGGGAACUAGUGGUGGCCGUAGACAACCGAAGAAGACGGCUCAUAACAUGAUCGAGAAACGGUAUCGGACAAACUUGAACGACAAGAUUGCCGCCCUUCGGGAUUCCGUCCCAUCCCUCCGAGUGAUGGCCGGAACCGCCCGGCUCGGAGAAGACGACGAAGAAGAGGACCUGGAAGGGCUGGCCCCGGCUCACAAGCUCAACAAAGCCACUGUCCUUGCCAAGGCCACCGAAUAUAUCCGCCAUCUGGAGAAGAGGAAUAAGCGGCUGCUGGAGGAGAACGAUCAGUUGAAGAACAGGUUGAAUGCCUUCGAGAAGCUGGCAACGAUGGGUGGGAUGGGUCUGCAGCAUCAGCCCGGGCAGCAUCCGGGUCGAGGUGGACAGGCUGGUGGGCCUGGUGGUGGGUUGAUGAGUCGGUUGAUGGUGGGUAGUUUGGCGGGUCUGAUGGUUGCCGGCGGGUUGCGGUCGCAUGAGGGUAGCUCGCAUCAUCAGUUGGCUGCUUUCCCCCUCCCCAUCCAGUGGUUGGGUGUUGGCGCUCCUGCUGCCGAUACACAUAUCAUGUGGUUGAUAGCCAAGCUGCUCCUCCUCUUCACUGCGAUCCUUUACGUUGUCGUCCCCGGAUACUUUGACGCCAAAGAGGCCCCCGAGAAUGCCAAAGCCGUACGCAAUCCGAAUGUUUCAGCCGCCCCUUCGCUCGCCUCGCCCCUUAAGGAUCGUUCCCAUGCAUGGCUUACCGCUAUCCAGACCGUUUGGGUUCCUCGUCACUCCGUUACACUCGAGCUCGCCGCACUCGGCUUGAAGGCAACCAAGUUGAGUCUUCGAAGGAUGAUUGGAUGGGAGAGGUAUCGCAUGAUCACUGGUAUGACUGAUGAGGACGAAGCCGCACGCAUCAAGUCGUGGACCAUUGCUCUUGAUGCCCAGCUUGCUGGUGGCGACCUUUCCGUCAACCAUUCACGUCUCUUGCUUACCCUCCUGGCCUCGUGGACCCUUCCCGCCACCCCGGCUCGUCUGAUGCUGAACUCUUUGCACAUUCGGGUUCUCUUCUUUGAUCUUGGAAGCCACCUCCAACUCUUUGCCGAAAAGUUCUCCAACUUUUACUGGACCGAGGCUCGGAAAGCACACGACAAGGCUGUCGCCGAGAACGAUCCUUCCACCGAGCAACUUCCCGAGAACCUAUUCCAGCUUUUGCAACUCGAUCCCUCGGAUGUCUUUGACCCACUGAUCGUGGAGAAGGCAUACGACCUUGCGCACAACAACAUCCCCCAGACCACCUCGGACGAAGGCAUGGACAGUGUUGUCAAGGACGCCGCCAUUGGCUCGCCUUUGGAUGCCCUUGCCGCCUGGCACUCGAGUCUCCUUCUCCAAGGCGUCUUGGUUGCCAGCCUGAAGACCAACCCCUCGGCUUCCCUCGUCAGACGCAUCCAGACCGAUCUGGAUACCGCCCUCCGCAUCACUCCCCUCUCCAGCGCCGUGCAACUACGUGCCCUCACUGCCAAGGCGGUUCUCGUCGACGAAGGCGGUGAGAAGUACCUUUGCGAGGCCAUCAAGAUUUUCGAGGAGGAUAUGAAUUCUCGUGAACGGGAGCUCAACCAGAAGCCUGGCUCGUCUCAAGUCGCCGUCACGCCCAUCAACACCGCAAUUACCACCACCACCGAUAUCCGUGUGUCGCUUCGUUGCGGAAUGGCCUUGGCACUUAUGAGGAAGGGCGCUCGUGACCAGGCCACCCGUCUAUUCAGCGAUCUCGACUGGCAGCGCCAGGCCGACAAGAAUGGUCUCGGUUUCCUCGGCUUCGUCGCUGCUUGGAAGACUCUGACUACUUUCGUGCGUUGGGAUGAGGACUGGGCGACGGACGCCGGGGAGAGUGUCGACCGUGCCGCCGCAAUGCUGCGAAUCUGGGUUAGCGAUAAGAGGAUUCAGAAGCUCGAUGUUUCGCGGGGCGAUUGCAAGCGUGUCGUCGACUUUUGCAGCAAGUUGCAGAAGAAGCUGGCCGGACUCGAGGAGACGGAUGGUGAUGAUGGAUAUGUGAGCGGGGAGUUGGAGUCGGUGACACCGACACAGUCAAAUCCGGAAGGCGAGCUCGUAUAAGGUCUCCUCUCGUUCUUGUUCCGUUUUCCUUCCGUUUCUUUGCCUCUUUUCUUUUUUAUACCUCCUUUCAUUUUUUAUACCAAAAAUCGUCUUCUGGGUUUCUUCGAUUUCU
Tricharina praecox is the source of this 3454-nucleotide messenger RNA. RefSeq lists its product as uncharacterized. The transcript has a single exon. The record is from RefSeq and is a predicted model, not a curated record. Lineage: Eukaryota; Fungi; Ascomycota; Pezizomycetes; Pezizales; Pyronemataceae. Gene Ontology annotation, biological process: SREBP signaling pathway; positive regulation of transcription by RNA polymerase II. The coding region runs from base 346 to 3342 and encodes 998 amino acids. Gene Ontology annotation, molecular function: protein dimerization activity.